UAAGAAAAACAAAUUGAUAAAAUGCACAAACACUUAAAUUCUGAAUUAUUGUGAUGGGUAUUAAAUGGUAAACAAUUUGCACUAUAUUAGUUGAUGAUUAUAGAAUGUCAUCUAUAAAAUCAAAUGUGCUUUAAAAACGUUCACUUAAUACAUAGAGCAGUAUCGUUGAGAAAAGAGAUAUGGAUUUUAUUCCAACGGAACAUCAACAUAGACGAUUGAACCCUUUGACAGGACAGUGGGUACUUGUGUGUCCCCACCGAAUGUUAAGGCCCUGGUCAGGACAACAAGAGUCGCCUCAAAAAAAUGAUUUGUUGGAAUUCGACCCAACUAAUCCGCUCUGUCCGGGUGUUACAAGACCUAAUGGUGUCGUAAAUCCUGCUUAUGAAGGAACUUUUGUGUUCACUAAUGAUUUUCCGGCAUUACUGGAAGAUAUACCGUCACCACCAGAGAGUGAUAAUCCUCUUUUUCAAUCCGCUGCUGCUAGAGGUACUUGCAGGGUAAUGUGUUUCCAUCCUAAAUCUAAUCUUACUCUUCCUCUAAUGACGCUUUCAUCAAUUGAAAAUGUCAUUAAUGAAUGGAUUAAUCAAUACAAUGAAUUGAGUCAGAAAUAUACAUGGGUGCAGAUAUUUGAAAACAAAGGGUCUGCUAUGGGUUGUUCGAAUCCACAUCCGCACUGUCAAAUAUGGGCUUGCUCAUUUUUGCCUUCCGAUCCAGCUAUUAAAAAUGAAAAUUUGCAGAAGUACUAUAGACAGUAUAAGAGACCAUUGUUGGAUGAUUAUGUUGUCAGAGAAAUAGAUCGAAAAGAUAGAAUUGUAAUUCUAAAUCCAGAUUGGAUCGUUGUUGUUCCCUAUUGGGCUGCAUGGCCUUUUGAAACAAUGAUUAUAUCGCGUAAUAAUAAUAAACGCAUUAAUGAUCUUACCGAACAGCAGCAAAAAAAUCUGGCCAAAGUUAUGAAACAGUUAACAACUAAAUACGAUAAUUUAUUCAAGUGUUCAUUUCCCUAUUCGAUGGGUUUUCAUGGUGCACCCUCUGGUGAUAUGUCUACAGACGAUGAUAGCCAUUGGACUUUGCAUGCCAUUUAUUAUCCACCUCUGUUACGAUCUGCAACUGUAAGAAAAUUUAUGGUGGGUUUUGAAUUACUGUGUCAAUCUCAAAGAGAUUUAACAGCAGAACAAGCAGCACAUCGUUUAAGAGAACUAGAUGGCGAUAAUCACUAUUUGAACAACUAAUUAUAUAUAAAAAUUCUCGUUUUUUUAAUAAAAAAUUGCAUUGAAAAAAUAA
Molecule: messenger RNA, 1281 nt
Organism: Lucilia cuprina (Australian sheep blowfly)
Lineage: Eukaryota; Metazoa; Arthropoda; Insecta; Diptera; Calliphoridae
Gene: Galt
Product: probable galactose-1-phosphate uridylyltransferase
Exons: 3
Coding region: 180-1229 (349 amino acids)
Biological process (GO): beta-D-galactose catabolic process via UDP-galactose, Leloir pathway
Cellular component (GO): cytoplasm
Molecular function (GO): zinc ion binding; UDP-glucose:hexose-1-phosphate uridylyltransferase activity
Source: RefSeq, a predicted model, not a curated record